This is a messenger RNA of Culex pipiens pallens (northern house mosquito), 1423 nucleotides long. RefSeq lists its product as uncharacterized. The coding region runs from base 248 to 1333 and encodes 361 amino acids. Gene Ontology annotation, cellular component: membrane; endoplasmic reticulum. The transcript has 5 exons. The record is from RefSeq and is a predicted model, not a curated record. Gene Ontology annotation, molecular function: fatty acid 2-hydroxylase activity; iron ion binding. Gene Ontology annotation, biological process: fatty acid metabolic process; lipid biosynthetic process. NCBI's taxonomy places the organism in Eukaryota, Metazoa, Arthropoda, Insecta, Diptera, Culicidae.
UGUUCAUCAGCACGCGACCGCCCAGCGACGGCAACAGUCACAGUUCGUACGCCGGCCGGGCAGGCAGCAAACUUCUCGUCGGAACGUGGUCCUUUUUUUUGCGCGGGCCGUUACCAAAUCCUCCGAGGAGUCGUGCUUUAGCGGGAUACAUUAACAUUCACAUGGCAAUCACAUCCGUCCACUUCCCAUAAAAGAGACACACCAUUUGGAGCGCGCACGUGACAAAACCACCCAAAAAAAAAUAAUAAUGACCAAAAUCACGACGCCCCUGGUGGUCCGCUACCGGGACGCCACCUACGACCUGGCCGAGUUUGCCCACAAACACCCGGGCGGUAUCAACACCCUGAAGGGGCUCCACAACCAGGACAUGCAGGAACGGUUCGAGCGGACGCCGGGCCAUUCCGAGGCGGCCCGAUACCUCAUGAAGGAGUACAGGAUCUGUGAUAAGAACAACAAUAACGACGGCGGUAGUAAUGGGACCGUAAAUGAUCAUCAGAAGGGCGUGGCAGGUCACGGGAAGAACGGGCUGGGGAAGAGCAACGGGAUGAGGACGGAGAAGCGUGGGACCAGUAACGGGGACAUUCCGCAGCCCACCGAUGAUAGCAUGGAGCACCUGGUCGACUGGAGCCGGCCAAUGCUGGUGCAAAUCCCAACCCUCGGCAAACACUACGUUGAGUGGGUCAACAAGCCGGUUGAUCGACAGUUGCGCCUCUUUGGCCCCUCAUGGCUCGAAAACCUAACCAAAACGCCCUGGUGGGCUGUGCCCGCAUUUUGGAUUCCCGCCAUCAUGUAUAUCGUGCACGUGGGCGUGCGCCAGCAUCUUGUGCCCGACCCGACCCUGCUGGACCACCUGACCCCCACGGUCUUCGGCUGUUUGGCCAUCGGAGUGGCCAUUUGGUCACUGCUGGAGUAUUCGCUGCAUCGGUGGGUGUUCCAUCUGGAUCCGAAGGAAAACCGGUUCCUGCACACGUUUCACUUUCUGAUGCAUGGGCUGCACCACAAGGUUCCGUUCGAUCCGUACCGGCUGGUGUUUCCACCGGUUCCGGCGGUUGGGUUGGCCAGCUUCUUUUACCAGCCGGUUAGGUUGCUGCUGCCCUAUCCGCAGAUCAUGGUGGCGGGUGGACUGAUAGGAUAUCUGGCGUACGAUAUGAUUCACUACUACAUCCAUUACGGAAGUCCAAACGGGGGCCAUCUGUAUCACAUGAAACGAUACCAUUAUCAGCAUCAUUUUGUGUAUCACGAAUUAGGUUUCGGCAUCAGCAGCACCGUCUGGGACAAGGUGUUCGGAACGCCGAUAUUCCUGCGCAAACUGAAGUAUUUGCUCAAAUGGUAACACCCGGUGCUUGGUAUUUAGCUAACAAACCAAAUGAAAUAAAGUGGAAAUAAAAGGCAGUUUUACUUAAAAAAUAAACGAUGGAUAUAU